UGAAGAUUUUCCUCUAUCACAAAAUCAUUUGAAUGCGAUUGUAAUUUGCGGCGUUAUAUUAAGUGUAGUAAUUCUGUAUUCAGAGCUAACCCCUGAAAUGAACUUGUACAGAUUAGUGAUCCAAACUGUGAACAGAGAAUCACCACCUCUAAGGAAAUAUCACACAUACUGGGUUGAUAUGGAGCCUUACAUUACCAACAAUUUGAAGCUCUAUAAUAGCUCUAGAUGCAGCGUCCCGAAUUGCAUCUUGGCGAAUAAUAUUUCCAAUGCAGAUAUUGUUGUGUUCAGCCACCGACACAUUCCAAGAAGUACUUUAAAUAAAACAAAAGGUCAAAUUUGGAUUUUUUAUUCCGCUGAAAGUCCAUAUCACACACACAGACCAAAGAAUGGAUGGACCGUUUUGAUUUGUCAAUGUCUUAUAUGGACGAUUCAGAUAUCCAUGUGCCAAUGUAUGGAAAAUUUCAAAAACGACAAAAAAUUCUGAAGAGAAACUACAGUGGUAUAUUAAUCAAUAAAACAAAAGACGCAGUCUGGGUCUCAAGCCAAUGUGUUACCCCUUCAAGGAGAGAAAACUUGGUCAAAGACCUUAGUAAAUACUUAACAGUUGAUACUUAUGGCGGAUGUGGUACUAAGAAAUGUGGUGGUCAAUAUGAUAGACUACCCAAGUGUCAAUCCUUGUUUGAAACACAUUACCGUAUAUACUCGCCUAUAAGUCGGUCCGCCUAUAAGUCGGUUAGAUUUUUUCAGGUUAUUCAACUCCCAAAAUACCGACUUAUAGGCGAGUAUAUACGGUACAAAUUCUAUUUUUCUUUCGAAAAUUCAAUCUGUAAACAGUAUACAACGGAAAAAUUACGUAAUCUUUUCAGCUACAGCGCUACACUAAUUCCUGUCAUCAAUGGACCAAACGAUGCAUCUCGAUAUAUCCCGAAAGGAACGUAUAUUAAUAGUCAGGAUUUUGCUAAUGCUAGUUCACUAGCAACAGAAUUAAAAAGGAUCGGUUCAAAUGAAGCAGAGUAUAUUCGUUAUUUGACGGAAAAAGACAAGUACACAUGCCAAACAGUCGACAAAAUAGUACCUAGUGCACAAUGUACCUUAUGUAAAUAUCUAGUGGAUAUAGAAAAGGGGAAAAAGACAAGAAAAAACAAUUCAUGGUUUAAAAUUUUGGACCCGAAAGUAUUUUGUACAGUUCCAAAAUACUAAAAAUUUUUCAUAAAGUAUU
Messenger RNA from Saccostrea echinata, 1219 nucleotides. Its product is annotated as alpha-(1,3)-fucosyltransferase C-like. The coding region runs from base 391 to 1200 and encodes 269 amino acids. Lineage: Eukaryota; Metazoa; Mollusca; Bivalvia; Ostreida; Ostreidae. The transcript has 2 exons. The record is from RefSeq and is a predicted model, not a curated record. Gene Ontology annotation, cellular component: membrane. Gene Ontology annotation, molecular function: alpha-(1->3)-fucosyltransferase activity.